UAGCAGUUGUUCACAUGCAAAAUUCCCAGCGAUAAACAGAAGACACUUUGUGAUUUUGUGGAGAUCAACUGAAACAUAUUUUUAUUUCUUAUACCUUAAUUUGUCACCUAAUAAACUCUAAAAAUGGGAUUGAAAUUUUUAGAGGUUCUUCGACCUUUUAUCUCUGUUCUUCCUGAAGUAGCGAAACCUGAAAGAAGGAUACAGUUUCGUGAAAAAGUACUGUGGACAGCAAUAACACUUUUUAUUUUCCUGGUUUGCUGUCAGAUUCCUUUGUUUGGUAUAAUGUCGUCCGACUCUGCUGAUCCUUUUUAUUGGAUUCGUGUAAUUCUCGCAUCAAAUAGAGGAACACUAAUGGAACUUGGUAUUUCACCUAUUGUCACAUCUGGUCUUAUUAUGCAGCUCUUGGCAGGAGCAAAGAUUAUUGAGGUUGGGGACACAGUGAAAGAUCGUGCUUUGUUUAAUGGAGCUCAGAAAUUAUUUGGUAUGAUUAUUACUAUUGGUCAAUCAGUUGUGUAUGUUAUGACUGGGAUGUAUGGUGAUCCAUCAGAACUUGGCUCUGGUGUUUGUCUCAUCAUUAUAAUUCAGCUUUUCUGUGCUGGGUUGAUUGUUUUGUUGCUUGAUGAGCUGCUACAGAAAGGUUAUGGUCUUGGAUCUGGUAUUUCUCUCUUUAUUGCAACAAAUAUUUGCGAGACAAUCGUUUGGAAAGCUUUUAGUCCGGCGACUGUCAAUACAGGAAGAGGUACUGAAUUUGAAGGCGCUGUCAUUGCUUUGUUCCAUUUGCUGGCAACGAGAACUGAUAAAGUUCGUGGCUUGCGUGAAGCAUUUUACCGUCAAAAUCUUCCUAAUUUGAUGAAUCUCAUGGCGACUGUCUUCGUGUUUGCCGUUGUCAUAUAUUUCCAAGGAUUCCGUGUUGAUUUACCAAUCAAAUCCGCUCGCUAUCGUGGUCAAUAUAGCUCCUAUCCUAUCAAGUUGUUUUACACUUCAAACAUCCCUAUUAUACUUCAGAGUGCUUUGGUCUCCAAUAUCUAUUUCAUUUCUCAAAUGCUUUCAGCGAAAUUUGGCGGACAUUUUUUAGUCAAUUUACUUGGAACGUGGGAGGAAGCGGAUGGUGGACCGGCUCGAUCCUAUCCUACCGGUGGAAUGUGUUACUACAUGUCCCCCCCUGAAACGUUAUCUCACGUGAUUCAAGAUCCUAUUCAUGCCGUUGUGUAUAUUGUCUUUAUGCUGGGCACGUGUGCAUUCUUUUCAAAAACAUGGAUUGAUGUAUCUGGCUCUUCAGCAAAAGACGUAGCGAAGCAGUUAAAAGAACAACAAAUGGUGAUGCGUGGUCAUCGUGAUAAGUCUAUGAUUCAUGAGUUAAACAGGUACAUCCCAACGGCUGCUGCCUUUGGUGGUCUCUGUAUUGGGGCUCUCUCUGUUUUGGCAGAUUUCUUAGGUGCAAUUGGUUCAGGUACUGGUAUUUUAUUAGCAGUUACCAUCAUCUAUCAAUAUUUUGAAAUCUUUGUUAAGGAACAAAGUGAAAUGGGAGGCGUUGGUACUUUACUUUUCUAACAUAUUGUUACUGUGGGAAUAACAUAAAAUCGGUCGCUAAUAUUUUUACCAGCGUUCUACUAGCAGUUCGUGUUUUUAUAAGCACGAACGUAAUAUCAUUGAAAAAUAUGUCAAGCGAGAUCUCUGGCUUUAUAAGUUUCUUGUUUCUACUGUAAAUUUUUCUUAAUGCAUCAAACAGAAUAAACAUUUUAAAUUCUUGUAAAGCCAACGGUUCGUGUGAGGAAUUUUAAUAAAUUUAUUCAUUUGAUUUGAUGUACCAA
Xenia sp. Carnegie-2017 is the source of this 1811-nucleotide messenger RNA. Its product is annotated as protein transport protein Sec61 subunit alpha. Gene Ontology annotation, molecular function: transmembrane protein transporter activity; signal sequence receptor activity; ribosome binding. Gene Ontology annotation, biological process: SRP-dependent cotranslational protein targeting to membrane, translocation; post-translational protein targeting to membrane, translocation. The record is from RefSeq and is a predicted model, not a curated record. Gene Ontology annotation, cellular component: Sec61 translocon complex; membrane. The transcript is spliced from 15 exons. The coding region runs from base 124 to 1551 and encodes 475 amino acids. NCBI's taxonomy places the organism in Eukaryota, Metazoa, Cnidaria, Anthozoa, Malacalcyonacea, Xeniidae.